AGCUCACGGUGCGGUCGGUCGGUUGGAAGUUCUCCUGCUGGCGCGCGCUUUGCUUUGCUUUGCUGGUCUCUGGGUUGGUUCCCGAGGCUGCCUGCCCGACUGACUGACUGACCCGUUGUAGGUAGUCGUUCUAUGCGUGUGUGGACCGACCGGAUUUUGGGACUCUCCUUCGGUGGCUCCUCGCAGGCAGAAACCUGGUAGGCAGCGAUGGAUUGUCCGUGGCUCUGUUAGGUUCGAACCGUUGAUCAUUUUAGUACACAACACGCGAGAAGCGGGUUUUUUGUGUUUCUGUCGUCGUCGUCGUCGUCGGGUUCGUUUGUUCCGAUUCGAUAUCCUUCGCGGCGUUAGGAGGAGGAGUGGUGUGCGGUCGGUGCGUGUUUGUGAGUAGAACGUGUGCGGGUGUUCGCCGUAGUUUGGGGUCCCCAAUGAGUUUUUUGUACUCCAAUGUCGAGAUAUUUCCCCCGGAGGACCCAUUGCGUGUCGCAUUCGGACAGGACAAGGAACUCAACUAGAUGGUCGGGAUCGACCGACCGAGUCCCGCAUCCUGCAGUAAAACAAAUGUGUGAACCCCGGAGGACCCGCGUGGGGUCGUGGCUGUCAUAACAGAGCGCCAAUGUAGUCGCGCUGUCGUCGUCGUGACCGUAGUAGAUGUCGCACAUGGAGCAGCUGAAAGUGGAGUAGUAUCACCAGCGGCAGCAGUAGCAGCAGUGUACAUUUCGAUAAUCUGUGAUAAAUAUCUACACCACACAUUUUAUUCAAUUGCCUUUAAAAGAAGAAUCCGGCGGAAAGAGGUGCAAAAGUGCAGAAUCUAAAGUGGAAUUAUUAUGAAGCAAAGGGUCCAACUAAUAACAGCAACAACGGGAGCAGAAGAAGUAGUAGCCAGAGCGAAGAAGGCAGUGUCAGUGGUGGAAGAAGAAAAAGAAACGACGGAAGCAGUGCUGAAUGAUAGCGGCAUGGAUCGAAGCAAACGAGUUCUAAACGACGCCAAAAGCAGCAGCAGCAGCAAGCAUGGCCAACUUUGUUGUAUGACCGUUGCUGGCGGCAGUGGAAGCGACGACACCGUCAGUGAAAGGAUUAUGUAACGGACGAGAAGUGCACACACAACAUAAGGACGUCCGCGGAAUCACACAGCAAGCCACGACAAGUUGAAAUAUCCAAUUGUACCAAUUCGAACCACGGCGCUGCUACGGCUAAAGCAACCGUAUCGUACUUAUAUAGAGUAAAUGUAAAAAUACCAAAAUAUAAUUGUACAACCGGGUCGGCUGAAGUCGACGGUCAACUCUCGCGAAACUCGUGCAAGCUUACCGAAUGAAACCCGUCCAAUAUCGAGUGCUAUGUAGUGUCACACCGUAGAACAGAUUGUGGAAACAAAGUAGGCGUCGAAAAAGGAAGCAAAAAUAAAUAAAAACCAAAGCACACUUUGAUGGUCUGAGCUCGCAACACAACACAAUAAGUUUCUUUAACUAAGUGCAAAACAAAAAAGUAACCGAAAGCUUUAAAAUAUCAAUAAAUGUAAUUUCAAGGUAGAGAGGCAAAACAGCAAAACAAAAAAUCGGAAAAUCACAAUAUAUUGGGUAAGAGAAGUGCUUUUCCUUCGCGUUUCUUUCGUUGCUUCUCUUGCAUUGCCGUCAUCGUCAUCAUCGUGUGCCCAUUGAUUGGGCAUUAGAAGUCCACGAGGCAGAGUAAGCAAGCACCCCGUCUUCUUCUCCUUUUCCGUAGUAACCACCAGUCAGCACGCCGGCAGUCACGUCAACUAAAAACGGAAGAAACGGCAUAAAAUCAGUGGAAAAAUCGAACCGUGCUCAGUUUGAGUUGUUCUGUCACUACCCGGGUUGAGUUCUACCACCCUCCAACCACUUCUUCUGAACCAAUCUCAACACCGCCAAGCCAGCUUGAUUGAAAAUCGCCAACAUAUUUAGGCUCAAUGUAUCUGUGAGUGUGUGUGCGUGUUUGGGAGUGCUUUUUCGACGAACCUCCACGGGCGUAUCGGAAAAGGCACAGUCUGACUAAUCACCUCCGGUUUGGAGCGAUCCAACCAUCAUCGGCCAAACGAAAAAAAAAAUCCAAUCAACCAACCAAAGGCAAACAUAAACACUCGUCGUAUUCGUACGUGGCGUGGCAUGCAAUCAAAAGUGACUACCGUCGUCGGUGGUGUCGUGUCUGGGGGUGAGCGGGAGCAAUAGUUCACUGUGAGUGUUUUUUUUUUGCAGCGAUAUGUGUGAAGAAACAAUAACCAUCACAGCAGACGAUGACCAUCGCCGCCGCCGUCAUCAUCGUCGUCCCAACUGCUGCUGACCAUCACCACAGCAAAGCACGCCUACUACGACGACGUGCUGCUGGUGGCAAAAACUGAACACCCGCGUGCUGUUGCGUUGUGCAGGGACACACCAACCAAUAUCAGUAAAAACAAAUAUAAAACAAACGAAAAAACAGAUCACACAGUAGGCCAACAGUAGUAGCAGUCAGUAACCAAGAGGAGGGGGGGAUGCCAAGAUGGCAGCCGUUGCGGGCCUUUACGGAUUGGGCGAUGAUUCGCGUCAUCAGCGCCAGCGACGACAGCAGGCCCAGCAGGCGAACCAGGACAAAACCGACAAAACCCCGGACGGAUUGAGCGAACCGUCUCUACCCAAGUUGAGCAGUCAGGAUGAAGAAGGGGGGGCGGCGCACGGUUUUGGGGGAGGCCAUACUCAUUUUGAACCAAUACCGCAUGAUCACGACUUCUGCGAAAGGGUCGUUAUAAACGUCAGUGGUUUAAGGUUCGAGACGCAGUUACGAACGUUAAACCAAUUCCCCGAUACUCUGCUAGGCGAUCCGGAUCGAAGGUUAAGGUACUUCGAUCCGCUGCGGAAUGAAUAUUUUUUUGACCGGAAUCGACCGAGCUUUGAUGCCAUUUUGUAUUAUUAUCAAAGCGGUAGCGGUCGGUUACGGAGACCAGUCAACGUACCUUUAGAUGUAUUUAGCGAAGAAAUUAAGUUUUAUGAAUUAGGCGAACAAGCAACUAAUAAAUUUAGGUGAGUACCACACACUACCCCGGGAGGGGGCCCCGAAGGCUUUCCUUCCCAUUCCUAGCACCAAAGGUGUCCUGUCCUAGGGUUCUUUUUUUAUUUUCCCCUCACUGGACUGACUGUGUGACGCACACACGUGUCUAUUUAUGCGAUAUUUUUACUUCCUUUCACCCCUUUUGUGGCGACCGUGUGCCCAACAACGUGUUGUAUAGAAUGUAGUAUACUUACAGUAUUAUUUUGCCUCCUCGUCGUCCGUCGCACAUUGAAGUGGACGCUGCGAUAAUCCUACAGAUACAAAUAUGUCCUUGUACAUGCGGAAUCUGAUGCCGGAAUCGGCGAAAAUGCUCAAGGAAACGACGUAAUGGAAUCGAUUUUUUUUUUCUGUGCUAUUUUUCACCGACAAAGUUUACAGUUUCCUAUGCUCAGCAGAGCGCUACACUUAGUUACUGUCCCCUCUCGAUGGUUGCUGGUCAGAUGAAGUGACCUCAAAAUUGAUUCUCAAUCUGGACACUCUAGAAAACGCUAGAAUAUGAAUACAAACUAUAAAUUGGACGUAUUUGAUCUGUAGUAGACGUAUUGCUAGCCGCUAGCGGAUUCGUAGUGGAGAAACUCGAAAAGAGUAAUGCAUUUUAAUCAAAUUCCAAUAGGAAUACAUAAUAUAACUUAUGAAAGUUACACGAAAGAAUAGGAGAGGUGAAUCAGUGUCAGGCUGAAAUCCUCUUUAAUAAAGACAAAGAAGAAUAGGACCAUCGUAUUACCUACCAAAUAAUUGACUUAUCAUCAUGCUUCGUUAGUCCGGAACUACAAACCCGGGUAUAGCGAGAUGACAAAUGAAGGACAAAUUUUACCAUAAAAAUAGAAUGUUUUAAUUGGAGAUGAACCAGCCUCGGGCUAAAAAUCUCCCCAAUAAAGCUAAUAAUAAUAAUAAUAAUAAUGUUUGAAUGGCAAAAAAUGCAAUUACAGUCAAGUACAAGACACUGAAGACGACCUUACAGUUGAAGUCGAAAUACGUAUCUGUCAAAGGAUGCAAAUUCUUAGUGGAAUUCAAAGGAACAGUACUUAACGCGAUUUUCUUUUUAUUUAAAAAAUGCAAUUACAUAGUUUGUUUGAAAUAAGAGCUAAAAUAACAAAAAUAAUAACUAAAUUUCUCUGGCAUAAGAACUAAAGAAUAUUUGAUUUUGUCAUUGUAAUAACAAAAUAAUAACAAAAAGGACGUCAAAAUAAUAACAUAUUUUUAUAUGAUGGUAAACUAUGCUAUUGUUUUGGUAUUUUGGCUGAUAGUAUGAUAGUAAUAUUUGUUAUUAUUACGUUAUUAUACUAUUCAAUAAUACCUCACCAAUU
This is a messenger RNA of Aedes albopictus (Asian tiger mosquito), 4346 nucleotides long. RefSeq names its product potassium voltage-gated channel protein Shaker-like. Lineage: Eukaryota; Metazoa; Arthropoda; Insecta; Diptera; Culicidae. Gene Ontology annotation, biological process: potassium ion transmembrane transport; protein homooligomerization. The record is from RefSeq and is a predicted model, not a curated record. Bases 2494 to 3015 code for a protein of 173 amino acids. The transcript is spliced from 6 exons. Gene Ontology annotation, molecular function: protein binding; delayed rectifier potassium channel activity. Gene Ontology annotation, cellular component: voltage-gated potassium channel complex; membrane.